Messenger RNA from Carassius carassius (crucian carp), 1025 nucleotides. RefSeq names its product heme transporter FLVCR2-like. The transcript is spliced from 10 exons. The record is from RefSeq and is a predicted model, not a curated record. Gene Ontology annotation, molecular function: heme binding; heme transmembrane transporter activity. The coding region runs from base 1 to 939 and encodes 312 amino acids. Gene Ontology annotation, cellular component: membrane. Lineage: Eukaryota; Metazoa; Chordata; Actinopteri; Cypriniformes; Cyprinidae. Gene Ontology annotation, biological process: heme export; transmembrane transport.
AUGACGAUGAAGUUUCUACCGCCGAGACAGCUUGGCAUUGCUAUUGGCUUCUUGAUCCCGCCGGUUCUUGUGCCCAACGUGGAUGACAUGAAUGAACUGGCUCAACACAUCAGCGUCAUGUUCUACAUCACAGCCGCUGUGGCCAGCCUCAUCUUUCUGCUGGUCGUGUUUGUGUUUCAGGAUAAACCCGAAACCCCUCCGUGUCUGGCUCAGGUCGCUCUCAGACACAUGCCCACCACACAGUACUCAUACCUGGCUUCAAUCGCAAGACUUUUCCACAACAAGCCCUUCAUCCUCCUCCUCAUCAGCUACGGCCUGAACGUUGGAUGUUUCUAUGCCGUUUCCACCCUGUUGAACAGGAUGAUAAUAGAGCAUUACCCUGGUGAAGAGGUGAAUGCUGGGAGAAUUGGCUUGACUCUUGUCAUUGCUGGCGUGGUCGGCUCUCUGCUCUGUGGAAUCUGGCUAGACAAGACCAAAACUUAUAAGGAGACAACGCUCUCAGUGUAUCUGCUGUCGUUUGUGGGGAUGGUGAUCUACGCAUUCACCAUAAACUUGGGUCAUCUGUGGGUUGUGUUCCUUACAUCAGGACUGCUGGGGUUCUUCAUGACGGGUUAUCUGCCGCUGGGCUUUGAGUUUGCAGUGGAGCUCACGUACCCAGAGUCAGAAGGAACAUCAUCUGGACUGCUCAACUGCUCAGCACAGAUGUUUGGAAUCACAUUCACCAUCAUUCAAGGCAAAAUCAUUGAUCACUUCAGCACACUGGCCGGAAACAUCUUCCUCUGUGUGUUCCUCCUCAUCGGCUCCAUCAUGACAGCACUCAUAAAAUCUGACCUGCGGCGACAGAAGGCCAACAGUCAGCCUCAGACAGAGGUGAUCGCUGACUCAUUCGUCAAUUCCCAAGAUGGGAAAUCAUUACCACUAAAAGAGGUGAAGAUGUAAAGAUGGAAACCAUCGGAAUCAACUCUCUUCAACACGUGCAUCACAACUCCAUAUGAACCAUCAUACACACAAAUCCUCCUGAACUU